AUGGAAGAAAGGAAAAUUUUGUGGCUGGCCUUGAUUCUUUACAUGACCACUGCACCAGUUUAUUGUCGAUAUUACUCUCGAAGUGUGCCAUAUGCAUCCUCGAGGAAGAAAGUUAGCAAGCUCCACUUUUUUUUCCAUGACAGAAUUAGUGGCAAAAAUCCUACUUCUGUCCUCAUAGCCCGUCCCAACAUUACUAAAGACGGUAAGUCACAAGAACUACCAUUCGGUAGCUUAUUCGCAGUUUACGAUCCAUUAACAAUAGGUCCUGAACCGACAUCAGGGGUCAUCGGUCAUGCAGAAGGACUGUAUGUAAUGUCCAGUCAAGAUGUAUUGACACUAGUAACAUAUCUUGAUUUCGGUUUUACUUCAGGUAAGUUUAAUGGAAGCUCUAUUAGCGUGUUUUCAAGAAAUCCAGUGACAGAGAAAGAACGUGAACUUGCCGUGGUUGGAGGGAGAGGAAAGUUGAGAAUGGCUAGAGGGUUCGUUGAGCUUAAGACCCACUUCACAAAUGAAACUGCUAGCGAUACCAUUGUAGAGUGUCAUGUGACUGUGAUUCAUCACUAA
This is a messenger RNA of Dovyalis caffra, 564 nucleotides long. The record is from the annotation of a GenBank genome assembly. Lineage: Eukaryota; Viridiplantae; Streptophyta; Magnoliopsida; Malpighiales; Salicaceae.